UGCUGUAAGCUGUCAUGUGUCAAGUUCUUAGAUGCCAUUCAAAAAUAUUUGGCUGCGGAAUAUGGUUAAAUAGUGUUUGUGAAUAUACCGUUAUUAUUGAGUGAUUGCAAAAUUUUCAUUAAAUUUUAAUAUUGAUCAGUUUUCAAUGCUGCUCAUAAAGAUGUUUCGCUGCGUUAUUGCAUUAAUUUUAAUUAAUGUCUAUUAUCCGAGUUCCGGACUUCCUUUAAAAGGGAAUGCAACUCAAAAUCCUAUAGCACAGCAAUUGCAAAAUCUCGCAAAUAUUUGUGAAAAUUUAGUUCUAUCUGAUUUGAUAAAAAAGCAAAUAGAACACUGCAAUGUCAGUGAACCUGCUGAUACAAAGACAGAGUUCAAGUGUUUGAUGUUUUAUGAUAUAAACAGUCAGCUAUGCACUGCUUUCCGUCGUUCUAAAUUCAAUUUGCAAGAAAACUAUACGACUAAAAUGAAUGAAAUUCAAGAUAUUAAAACUAUAUGCAAUCAUGCAAAAACAUGGAAAUUCACAAACAAAGAAAAGUACCCUAAAAAUGAGCCUAUUGAUCAAGUAUUUAAAAAUGAAAUAUUCUGUAUACAAAUGUGUUCAGUGGAUGAAUUCUUGAGCGCAGAUUCUAAUUUCUACUGCAAGUAUUACCAGUGGGGAUCAGAUGUUAUACAAACUCAAAUGCCUACUUCGACACAGCAAAAUACAGGUGCAGCUGUACCUGUAUUAGCAGAAUCAAUUUUAAAUCCUAUCGAAAAUAACACUGACAUUUCAAAUACUCCAAAAAUCGAAAAUGGCACAGCAUCUACCAGUGAAAGCAUCAAACCAAUACAAAUGAAAUCUGUAGUCAAUGUUGAAUCUACAAAAACUGAAAUAUCCAGUCUAGAUGUUGCAGGCCAAACAUCUACAGCUAAUCAAUCAGCAAUAGCAGAUGCUCAGAAAUCACUCGAAAUUGCUCACAAAAUAACUGAGCAGUCUGCUCUUCCAAUUGAUACCAGUGUAUCAAAGAAUGAAAUAGAAAAACCCCCAGUUGAAGAAGAGCCUCCGAAGAAAGAUGAAGUUGAAAAAGAUAGUAAUAUUCAACCAGUUGAACAGAAGGAAUCUGUUAUUGAAAAUCCUAAAGCGAAGCAACCAGUCGGUGACAUUGAUGAAGAUCAAGAAGAUGAAAAUGAUGAUGAUGCAGAAUAUGUCCAAGGUUCUGAUCAAGAUGACACUGUCAUGAAACCAAUUGAAUCUGAUCCUAAUUUUGAUGAUAAUAAACCUAAAAACACCCUGAGUGCAUUAUUGCGUGCUGGAGGAAAAUCAGUUAAAAUACCAUUGCUAGAUUCCGAUCCAAAUAUGGAUGAACAACCUCACAAAAGAGUUGGAAUUGAAUCUAUAACAUCAGUUUCAGAAACAUUUCCAAAUCCAAUGCAAAAUAGCUACGCUGAGGAGGAUGACCACUUCUUCCCCUUCUUCUUGACUGCAAUUAUAAUUGUUGUGUUGCUGUAUAUUUUAUAUCACAACAAAAAUAAAUUUACAAAAGUGAUUUUAGGAUUGUUAGUUGAAGGUAGACAAACAGGCCGGCGUAGAAACAGCCGUGGCCAUGCCUACCGUCGACUCGACACGCUGGAACAAGCCAUGAACACCAACACCGCGGCACCGCCGAGCAAAAUUAUAUAUUGAACGACAUUCUCUAUUUUUAGGCUAACAAUAUUUAUAACUAAUUUCGUUUGAUAUCGAAACAUCUUAUCGAUAACAAUCAACUGUCCUUUAUAAAAUAAUUUAUAUGAAAAUAAUUACGUAAAAAGUUCAAAAACGCACAUGUGACGUCAUUAAUCAUGGAUUUUUCAUUGGAUUGAUUUACUGAGUAGUGUUACUGACUUGUAACAAAUUAUCUCAUCGUAAGCAAAUAAAUUGUAUACUUGUUCGCCUCUAUUGAGAUUUUUAGGCUUUAUGGGUGGGAAUAUAAAAUUACAAAAACACAAUUCUAGUAUGGUCAAACAUUUUAUAUACUUGGCCCAAAUACAACUAAUUUUAUAAGAUAAUUAUGAAUUAGGAGUAUUUCUUAUGAAACAUUAUCUUCUAAUAUUGAUUUCUAUUAAUUUCUAACAAAAAAAGAGAUUUCGUUUCCGGUUUUCCACAUCACUAAAUAAAUUACAGUACAACAAAAAAUCUUGUAUUCCUUAUGUAAAGUUAUUAAUAAAAGAUUGGACGGUGUUAAGUACAAUAAAAAAAAAAGAAAAGGUUUUUUUGUCUGAUUGAAACUUAUUCGAAAUAAAUCGUACAUUUAAGAACAUAUUUAGUAAUAUUAUAGUAUUAAGAUAUUUUACGCUUACUCUGCGGAUUACAUUCAUAAACUUUUUCAA
This is a messenger RNA of Vanessa tameamea, 2343 nucleotides long. Its product is annotated as trans-Golgi network integral membrane protein 1-like. The record is from RefSeq and is a predicted model, not a curated record. Bases 146 to 1660 code for a protein of 504 amino acids. The transcript is spliced from 5 exons. NCBI's taxonomy places the organism in Eukaryota, Metazoa, Arthropoda, Insecta, Lepidoptera, Nymphalidae.